GGUGAAGUAUCUGAAUGGCGAUGCCAAGAGAUAUUCAAAAAAUUAAAAAGUAGGGUGGGUGUACAGUACAAAGGCUUUUCCCUCCCUCCAAUCCACUGUUUGCACUCACUCUCACCUCUCAUUUCUGAUCUGAUUCAAGUCUUCGAAACCCUAACUCAGUGACAUAAGUACGCUCCAUUGGUUAUUUGGUGGGCUUAGUUAUUUUUGUGGAUUUCUUCGAAAUGGAGGCGAUUUAUGCAAAGCUCUAUAACAAGUACACUAAGCUCAAGAAAGAAAAAGAUUCCGAGAUGGAGAAGCUGAAUCGUGAACAAGAAGAGAAGUUUUUGAAUUAUGUAGCCGCCGCGGAGGAAAUGAUAGAGUACUUGAGAAGUGAAAAAGACAAACUUUCUAAGCAAGUCAAUGAGUUGAGAAGUGAAUUGGCUUCAAUAAGAUCCACCAAAGAUGAACAACUAAUUCGCUACCAAAAUCUUUUGAUGGAAGAGAACCUUAAGAAUAAAGAACUAUCAGAGGAAAUUGAGAGGUUACAAAGCCUUGAACAACAGAGACAAGUUAAUAACUUAUCUCAAGAUUAUGAAGGUGAAAAUGGACAAGCAAAUAAACCUGGGGGCGUUUCACAUCAUGCAUUUAAGUCCCCAACUAUAAAGAAGACUAGGAAGCGUAGUAGGCAAUCCCUCCUUGUCAAUGAAAAUCCAGUUGAUGCAUCUGAUGCAGAGGAAAACUUGGAUGACCUCAUGAAGGAACCUACAAAUGGGUUAUGUAAGAUGAUUGAGGCUCCAUGCUGUAGAAGAAUCACGGAUGCUUCAGGUAAUGAGGUAACUGAUGCAGAACAUCUAACCUGCAUGUUUCAAGACCUGGCUGGGUGCAUAGUUGGAAUGAAACUAUCACCAUUUAUGGAAAAUGAGGAAUAUCUUAUCUCCGCUCUUCACGAGUCAAGUGGUUAUUCUUUUACUUUAACAUGGAUAAACAACUCAAGUGGAAAACCAGAAUUGUUGUACCGAGUUUCGUCAUUGGGAACUUUUGAGAGAAUAGCACCAGAGUGGAUGAGAGAUGUCUUAAUGUUCAGCACAAGUAUGUGCCCAAUCUUCUUUGAAAGGCUGUCUCGUGUUAUUAAAGCUUAAUUGCUGACAAAACUCCCACCCCAUCCCAUCUCACAAUUAGAUGACUUCUUCCUUAGAUAUGUAUCAUGUCUCUUGUACUGUAUGUAAAUACUUUUGAUAGUCUUGACAGCCAACAUGUAUGUUUGCGAAUUAGAUACUUUGUACGGGUGAUAUCUUAGUCAGACCAUAGAUUCUGACGUUUGCUAGGCCAAUGUAAAAUCAAUGAUGAUAACUCUCAUGUGCAUAUUGUGCCUAAUAUUGAUAUUAGAUAGACCUGGCUGGCUUUGCAAU
Molecule: messenger RNA, 1388 nt
Organism: Ipomoea nil (Japanese morning glory)
Lineage: Eukaryota; Viridiplantae; Streptophyta; Magnoliopsida; Solanales; Convolvulaceae
Exons: 9
Coding region: 222-1118 (298 amino acids)
Biological process (GO): developmental process involved in reproduction
Source: RefSeq, a predicted model, not a curated record